Messenger RNA from Rhodamnia argentea, 712 nucleotides. RefSeq names its product cyclic phosphodiesterase-like. The record is from RefSeq and is a predicted model, not a curated record. Gene Ontology annotation, molecular function: 2',3'-cyclic-nucleotide 3'-phosphodiesterase activity. The transcript has 3 exons. Gene Ontology annotation, biological process: cyclic nucleotide metabolic process. The coding region runs from base 113 to 661 and encodes 182 amino acids. NCBI's taxonomy places the organism in Eukaryota, Viridiplantae, Streptophyta, Magnoliopsida, Myrtales, Myrtaceae.
GAUUAAGAUCUAAAACUUUAACUUAAAAGUCAACCCCUCUGUUCCCUGCCCGUCCUUGCCCCUCUGCAUUUCUCGAUCUCACGGGCAACCUCAUCUCUCUACCUCUGCUUCGAUGGAAAGCCCGCCCAAGUUCGUGUACUGCGUGAUCGCUCUUCCGCCAGACGACCUGGCCCCGAGGCUGAGAAGCUUGAUGGACGAACUCCGGUCGGGGUUCGGUGGGCCCCAGUUCGUGCCCCACAUAACCGUCGUCGGACCCGUCAGCCUGACGGAGGACGAUGCCGUGAGCAAGUUCAGAGCCGCCUGUGAUGGGCUCAGGGCUUACCCCGCCACUGUCGAUCGCGUAGCCACGGGCACUUUCUUCUACCAGUGCGUGUACUUGCUCCUCCGUCCCACGGCUGAGGUUGUUGAAGCCAGUGAUCGCUGCUCCGCUCAUUUAGGUUACAAGAGCCCAACACCUUACAUGCCACACCUGAGCCUCCUCUAUGGAGACUUGGCGGAUGAAGAGAAGAAGAAAGCUCAGGCAAAAGCCAAUGACCUUGAUGGGAACUUAAAUGGACUCAGCUUCCUGAUUUCUCACCUUGCACUGUACAAAAUCGACCCGGACGACAAAACUUGUACCUCAUGGGAAAAGAUAGCCGAGUCCACCCUCUGUGCAAGUUAGAUUCUGUUUGUCACCAGUCCGAAAACCUCCCAUCUUGGCUUCUCUACUUUG